AAACGAAUAAAACAUCAUCACAUUGGAUUGAAGUACACAUAUGAGAAAGAAUUAAUUUUAAUAUUAAAUAGUGAAUUAGAAACUUUUAAAUCUAUUUAGUUAGACUAUGAGAUGAAUUUCUCAUUGUUAAAGUUAUUAUGGAUAAUUGCACAUCUAUUGGCCGAUGUUUUAGAAACAAUUUUCUAUUUCGGCUUAGAAUUUCGUGAAAACUUUUUCAAUUUCAUCAAAAAAUACACAAAAUCUAGUUGGAAUCAUGAUUCAAGUGAUCAAAGACAUCAAAUUGAACUUCAUCUUAAAAAUAUAAAGAAAAUUCCAAAGCAUCUUGCUGUUAUUCUCAAUGCUGACAGUGAGAAGGACAUCGAUUUGAUGCAACUGACUAAUUUAGUAGAUUGGUCACUAAUAUCAGGCGUGAACUUUAUAAGCUUUUACGAUUAUAAAGGGAUUCUGAAAAAUCAACUCGCGUCAUCAUUUCAUAAAUUCAUCCAGCAACAUUGUACUAAUAACACUGAUAACGAAAACAUUGUUUGGGGUCUAAAUUUCCAACAUAUGACCGACAAUGAUGGUAUCAAAUUCCCUCAUAGAAACGGAUUCAAAAGACACAUUGUCGUAAAUAUUUACUCGUCAGAAGACGGACAUGAAAAAUUCGAUCAACUAUUGAGAAGAGAAUUGUUAAGUGAUAAAGGAAGUAGUGGUAAGACAGUAGAUUGUAGCAAAUUUACAAUCGAUUACAUCGAUGAAGAACUUUCGAAGUUAUAUGGUCAAAUGUCAGAUCCAGACUUGACAGUUUACUUCGGGAACAUCUGUUGCACAAUGGGCUUCAUGCCGUGGCAAAUUCGGCUCACAGAGUUUAUACAAAUCAGUUACAAGCUUCGUACAUUAUCUCUAGAUAAAUAUCUUAAAGUACUAUACAAGUAUGCAAAGUGUGAGCAACGUUUUGGAAAAUGAGAAGAUUAUCCAAAUAUAAAGGCUGCAAUUUAUUUAUUAAAGCAAAUCUAAGCGAAUGUGCGUGAAUGGUUAGCCAUAAAUGGCCAAAUAUUUGAUGGGUGGAGUAGGAAAAUUUCAAGUUAAAAUGACGAAAAACAUUUGGAUUGAGUAUGUUGGUGAAUAAUUUUCACAUUUUUCCACAACUUCAUUUCAUGAACUUUUUUCUUACCUCUUCCAUCAUCUAAAUUGUGAACAGGACAUAAAACUUUGUAUAUAAAUUAAUUCCAAUAUUAUAUGUGCUGUUUAUAUGAAAAACAAAAGAAAAAUUCAAAGCAAAAAAAAAUAAAACUAAAUUUUUAUGCAAAAA
Clunio marinus is the source of this 1291-nucleotide messenger RNA. NCBI's taxonomy places the organism in Eukaryota, Metazoa, Arthropoda, Insecta, Diptera, Chironomidae. The record is from the annotation of a GenBank genome assembly.